UAGAAAAAGGUGUUGGAAUAGGGAAAGACUAUUUCACUGCCCGAACGGCGCAUCUGGUUUGGAUCGAAAAGGGCGACUACUGUACAGAAUUUGAUGGCUUCCUCUUCUUCUCCGCAGCAAGGUUUAGGUUUGUCCGAAGAAGAUUACGACUUAAUGUAUGGAUCGGAAUCGGGUUGGGUGGAAGCUAGAAGCUCAUGCGGUCACCUGGCAUCAUUGUCUGGCGAUCUUAGCCACAUUCCAACCCCUGAAACCCCCUGCCAGAGAUGCCAACACCCCACUGAGAACUGGGUGUGUCUGUCGUGUAAGCAAGUCUUGUGUAGCCGUUUUGUGAACAAGCACAUGCUCCAACACUUUCGGGACACAAAUCAUUGCAUCGCCCUCAGUUUUAGUGAUCUCUCCGUCUGGUGUUUCUCCUGUGACGCUUAUUUGGAUGCUCAACUAAUUCCCCAACUGCGUCCAGUUCAUCAACUCGCUUAUAUAUUGAAAUUCGGUGUGCCUCCUCCACUCCCAGCAACUCAAGCUUGAAUUUUCAUGGAGCAGUUUCCGCUAAUCCAUCGCCUGUUUGCUUAUAUUGUAGUUUUAGGCCCAAUCUAUGACUUUGGAUGUUUUUAUUUCUACUUUUGAACUAAAAGUCUAGUUUUUAGCGUAUUUGAACUACUAUCUCCUAAGAUACUUUAUUUGACAUCUGAUUUCACUGGAGAAUUCCAGAAGUUAUUUUUUGAUCGGGUUUGAUUCACUCGAAUUCAGGAAUUGUAAUUAAAUCUAAACAAUUGGAAAUUUUAACUUAAUCAAUCCCGUUGCUUCCUUUUGCU
Messenger RNA from Abrus precatorius (Indian licorice), 812 nucleotides. RefSeq names its product histone deacetylase 6. The transcript is spliced from 3 exons. Gene Ontology annotation, molecular function: zinc ion binding. NCBI's taxonomy places the organism in Eukaryota, Viridiplantae, Streptophyta, Magnoliopsida, Fabales, Fabaceae. Bases 94 to 525 code for a protein of 143 amino acids. The record is from RefSeq and is a predicted model, not a curated record.